This is a messenger RNA of Oreochromis niloticus (Nile tilapia), 3451 nucleotides long. RefSeq names its product transmembrane and coiled-coil domains 6 (gene tmco6). The record is from RefSeq and is a predicted model, not a curated record. Gene Ontology annotation, molecular function: protein binding. Bases 201 to 1619 code for a protein of 472 amino acids. NCBI's taxonomy places the organism in Eukaryota, Metazoa, Chordata, Actinopteri, Cichliformes, Cichlidae. The transcript has 11 exons.
CGUUUCGUAUGAGGGUGUCAGCCGAGAAAACGACUGUUCCACACCAAUCCGGAGGGUGGCGCUAAUGCAGCGAAAAGACGUUUGUUUUACCCCUGUUAAACAAGGACGAAGAAGCCUGCCCAAUACCAUAGCUACACACUAACCAUACAAUGAGUAACUGUCAGUGAAGUUUUACAGUUACAGUCGUUACUGGCCGUCAAAUGUGGAGGUUAAACAAAGUUCGUCACAAAGCCGGACGACCAGGCGGCAGCUUGGAGGAGCUCAGGCUGAAGAGGCGAGAGAACGAGAGAGCACUGAGACAGGCACGCAGAGACAGGCAGCUGGUGAGCAAGAGACUACUGCUAAAUGAAGAUGAGGAGCAGCUGGACGUUAGCAUGGACACAGCCCCAGGAGGACAUGACAUUGUUAGUCUGCUCCACAAACUUCAACACAGCGGGACAGAUAAGGAGGCACACCUGAAGGCCUUGAGUAAAGUUCUGCGGGACCCAUCUGCACAGCUCACCUUUAUCAAGCACGAGAACAGUAUGCAUCUGCUGGUCGGCCUCCUCACUGGCUCUAAUGCUCAGUGCCGCCUGCAGGCCGUUCGGUGUCUUCACGAGCUCUCUCACUCUUCCCACACUAAUGUGGCUCCAGCCUGUCUGCCUGCUACCCCUUACCUGCUCACUUACCUGUCUGGCCCAAGCACUAAGUUUACAGAGCUGUGUCUCUACACACUUGGUAACAUGUGUCCAGACAGCGAUGUGGUAAGAGAGAAGCUCCUCGCUCAGGGAAUCAUUCCCGCUCUGGCCAGCUGUAUAGAGAACCAACGACACAACCUUGCAGUAGUGGAAGCUGCAGCAUUCACCCUCUCUCAGCUUCUCCAGGCCAGAGACGCACCCGAGAAGAUAAUCCCAAUGGUCCUAAAGUCUACCUUGCCUUCACAUUUGUUAUCCGUCCUUACCCCCGACCCACAGUUCGGCCUGGCUCCUGCCAUAGAGUGUGCAUGGUGUCUCCAUUACCUCAUAUGCAGCACAGAAGAUAACAAAGAGCUGCUGGCUCAGGGUGCCCUGUCACAGUGCAGCUCCUUGUUAGUGUCACUAGGUGGUGCUGUGACCGAGGGAAACAAAGAAGACGGGCUCGAGCUGCUCAUCUGGCCUCUGUUGAGGUGUGUGGGAAACCUCUUGUCCUCCUGCCCGGUGGAAGACCUGAAUGCUCACCUGAGUGAUGCUCAUCUGCCGGCUUCUCUGUGUGCACUUGUUCAAGCCUACCUGCACACCCUGCCAGCCUUGGCCAGAGAGACCGUCUGGGUCCUCAACAACCUCACAGCUCACUCCACUGAAUUCUGCUCCACCCUCUUGACUCUAAACUUGGUUCCAGGACUGAUCCAACUUCUCCCUUCUCUGAGUGUAGUUUCCUGGAAAUGGAGGGAACUCAGACAACAACUAGAGAGGACAACAGAAAGAAAUGGGGAUCAGGGGACUAGCAGCAACGUGCCGAUGUCCAGCAAACCUCUGCAUCACUUUGUUGAAAAGGAGCCCAGAUGUCUUGGGAUUGUCAGCCUGAUGUUUGGCUGUGCUGAGUUGUUAAUGGGAUUUCAACUGUUCGGUCAAGAAUUGAUGACCUCUGCUGAACUCUACUGAGCUCUGGUCCGUGUUUUAACAUUUUACUGGCUAGCAUCGACACGCUGGCAACUGAAAAUGAAUGAACUGAUUAUAUCUUAUAAAGUAAUCCGCUGCAGUUUUUGUUCACAAGAAGUUGAAAAUAAAGUUUGUGAGCUGAUCCAACACCUCUUAAAAUCUGGAUUCAGCAUUUUGAAAAAACAGCUUUUUAGUCAGACGUAGAUGGAAAUAGCUACACUUCUAAAAAUAUUUCAAUACUGCCUGUGUUACAAAUAUGAGGCCGCAGUCAUCAGUUUGUUGCCUUAACAGCACAAACAGCCAUGAUACACAGAUGUAAUAGCAAAAUGUACAACAAUAGUAAAAUUAAUAUUAAAAUAAGCAUUAACUGUGAAGUUGCAUCAUACAGAAUAUUCUUAUUGAAUAAGGCCACUGGUCCCUGGGCUAUUCAACUUUCAUCUACCUUCUGAAUCUUAGCCUUCAUUUUGAUCAAAAAAUACAUUUUAUGACUUAAAUAAAAUGAACGAUGAGAUAAAAGCGACCUUGAAAUUUCAAGUUAUUUUCAAGUAUAACAUUUGACCACUGAAACCCUUAUUUUUGCUGUAAUUUGGCACUUUAUUAAAAUAAUAGUAAUAAUAAUAAUGCAUUUUACUAUUUUUUCAGUUUUUGUAAAACAGUAAAUUUAAACAUUCUUAUUUGGUUUGGAUAACAACAAUAAUUGUAUUUUAACAUUAAAAAUAUAACUCUAGUUAAGGAGUGUGUGUAUACUGAUGGAUUAACCACUACAGAAACAUAAAAAACAACUUUGGUAAUUACCACUAAUUUUCAUUUAGUAAAGCUGUGGGAUAAACAUUACAUUGUGAGGUGGUCAAAUACAUUUUUUAAGCAAUGUAACUCAGUUGAGAUAAUAAUAAUGUUGACAUAUCAACAUUACGUCCAAUUAUUAUCAGGGUAUUAUCAGGGCGGCACGGUGGCGCUGUGAUUAGCACUGUUGCCUCACAGCAAGAUUCCACCACCCGUCGGGGCCUUUCCCUGUGGGGAGUGCAUGUUCUCCCUGUCUUUGUGUGGGUUCUCUCUGGGUACUCCGGCUUCCUCCCACAGUCCCAAGACAUGCAGUUAGUGAGGUUAGGUUAAUUGGUCAUUCUUAAUUGCCCAUGCGUGUAAAUGUGUGUGUGAAUCUGAGGGUUUAAAACAUACUUAUUAGAAACUCCUUUUUUAUCGUUAAUAUCGUCAUCAGACCUUUGGUAAUUUUGGAAGCUAUGUAGAAAAUCUAUUAUGCGUGUCAUCUUUUCAGAGAUGUCCAAAAUUUUGCAUGUAAUUGUAUCUGCAUUGUUAACAGUGUCUAAUUUGUCUUCGACUAUCACUAAACUUUGCUUUGUACUCUGCACUAAAUGUUUAAACCUUUGAUUUUAUCCCCAAACAACAUCUCAGGUGCCACAGUGUUUUUUUGUACAUGUAUUCUGUAUCAGCGUUCUUUAAAAAAAUGGCCCAAGACCUGUUUGGGUUGGCAUUAAGAGUGAACUGCAGUAGCACAUUAAAAACUUUAUGUAUUAAGAAACAGGAGUAGUUGUUCUAAUAUAUGUGCAAGGAAUUUACUCCAUCAGUGGUGGAUAAAACUCAUGAAGACACUGAUAUCAAAAACAUUUUGGUCUUUUAUUUCAGGAGAUUUCAUUAAGUAGACAAACAGUAGUUGAACAUUUUGACAGAAGUCUCCCCCUGGUGUUGGUAGUGCAGGGAGGAUGGGCACCCAGCGGGAGAUUUUCUUGUAGUUAUAUUUGGUCCAUGUGCAAUUUUUAAUUCUUUUUUCUUGGUUUAGUGUUCACAGUAUUUAAUAUACGUAGCUGGCAGUGUACAGA